Molecule: messenger RNA, 2091 nt
Organism: Daldinia caldariorum
Lineage: Eukaryota; Fungi; Ascomycota; Sordariomycetes; Xylariales; Hypoxylaceae
Product: major facilitator superfamily MFS-1
Exons: 4
Coding region: 1-1488 (495 amino acids)
Biological process (GO): transmembrane transport
Cellular component (GO): membrane
Molecular function (GO): transmembrane transporter activity
Source: RefSeq, a predicted model, not a curated record
AUGACACGGGCACGUGCAAGCUUGUUUAUCUCGACGAUAUGUACAGCUCAGCUGUGUGCUUACGCGGGUAUCGGCCAAACGCUGGCGAUUCUUCGCGAAAUAGGCAUCAGCUUCCGCGUCGGCAACACUGGCGAUCUGACUUGGGCCCUUGCCGGCUAUGGCUUAGCGAUCGGCACCUUCACCUUGAUAGCAGGUAGAUUAGGCGACACGUAUGGAUACAAGCGAAUACUUCUCGCCGGACUCGUCUGGUCGGCUAUAUGGUCUGCUAUUUCGGGGACGGCGGUCUACUCGACUCACAUAUUCUUCAUAUUUUCUCGAGUGUUCGACGGCCUGGGCGCUGCUCUCUCCAUCCCCAAUAGUCUAGCACUUCUGGGAGCAGCAUACCCGCCCGGAAAACAGAAGGCGGUGGUAUUUACGCUUGUUGCCACAAUGGCGCCUAUUGGUAUCAUUAUUGGUGCAAUAAGUGCUAGCUUAUUGGCGCUGGUUUGGUGGCCUUUAACAUACUGGAUUUUUGCUGUCACGCUUCUUAUGAUUGCCGGAGUAGGGCACUUCACCAUCCCUGAUGAAUCUACUUCGAAGGACGAGACACCCGCUACCAUACGAGCUGCAAUAUCUGAGCUCGAUAUUCCAGGAGCAGUAUCAGCCGUUUCAGCCUUCGUACUGAUAGGUUUUGCCUGGAAUCAGGCCCCUCUCGUCGGAUGGCAAGAACCAUAUCUCUGGAUUGCCUUAAUUGUCGGCAUUCUAAUUGCAAUGCUGUUUCUGUUGAUCGAAAUUUAUUAUGCACAUAAACCGCUCAUCCCGUUCAAUUCAAUCUCAUCCGACGUGUACUUUAUCUUGGCCGCGGAUGCCUGUGGCUGGUCGUGUUUUGGAAUAUGGGCAUCAUAUACGUGGCAGUUUGUCGAGGAUAUUCGCGGGACUCCUCCACUUCUGGCCACGGCAUAUAUCAGCCCGUGUAUUAUUGUCGGUUGUUUAGCGACAGCAUCGUCAGGCUUCGUCCUGCAACGCUUAAGCGCGCCGAUUGUCGUAUCCAUCUCGCUCCUGGGAUUCAUGCUGGGAUCCAUACUCGUUGCCACUAUGCCUGCCGUGCAAACAUAUUGGACUCAAGUAUUCUUUUCAGUGUUGACAGUCUCUUGGGCAAUGGAUACAGGGUUUCCGGCUACGGCAUUAGCCCUAUCGAAUGCGUUUGAGAAGAAACAUCAGAGUACGGCAGCAAGUUUAGCCUAUACCGUAACGAAUUAUAGUGUUUUCCUCGGUUUGGGUAUUGCUAGAACCGUGGAGGCAUAUGUAACUAGAGGCGACCAGUCUAUAGACAGUAAGUUGAAAGGGUACCGAGCCGCUUUAUCUACCGCAGUUGGUCUAGCAGGAUUAGGAGUAGAUUUUGCUUUAGCAGGCGACUCACAGGUAUAUUUGUUAUAUUUCGAAGGUCCUAGUGUCUCAUACCUAUCAGGUAUGCCCGUGAUAGAUGUCAUAUACAGAGUGAGUGUUUAGGUAUAGUAUGCAGUCUAUUAUAGAGAUCUAGUAACGCCUAACCUUCUAACCUCCCUCGAGGGAGCUGGCUACCAUUUGUAUAGACGGUAGAGCCCCGUACUAGCCAGUUUCUCUUAUGCUUCUUCUUUCUCAGCCUUUGAGAGCGGGCCAAUAAAGCCCAUAGAAGCAUCUCCCGUCGUGUAAUUCACCAAUGAAAGUUUGCUGAGUAUCAACUCAUCCAACUUCGUUUUAUCUAUCCUCAAUAUUUGCUCUUUGGUGAGCCAUUGACCUCCUCUUCUUGAGCAAACCUCGACUAAACGAGUAUGCGCAGAGAAUCACUUAGUAAGACUUCGUAAUGUGGUAAUAAGCUAGUGUAUUCAUGAACUUGCGAACAAAGUGUAACUAGUUGAUGGAUAAAGAUGACAAGACGUAUCAAAAUUGCAACACAAUAUGUCCGAAUAGAUUUGCAAAUCUGCUCGUAGUUGAAAUGAGUCCCGGUUAUUGGUAUUUCUAUAUCUAUAUCGGCUGUGGAUGUCUUACCAGAUAGUAACAUACCAGGCACCCAAGUUAUGCAAGUAAAAAAAAACUAAAAACUUUUAUACUCGUCAUAGAACCUUGCAUUUU